Nematolebias whitei (Rio pearlfish) is the source of this 2604-nucleotide messenger RNA. It is a transcript of the gene clcn7, whose product is annotated as chloride channel 7. Lineage: Eukaryota; Metazoa; Chordata; Actinopteri; Cyprinodontiformes; Rivulidae. The record is from RefSeq and is a predicted model, not a curated record. Gene Ontology annotation, cellular component: intracellular membrane-bounded organelle; lysosomal membrane. Gene Ontology annotation, biological process: chloride transport; transmembrane transport. The coding region runs from base 117 to 2438 and encodes 773 amino acids. The transcript is spliced from 24 exons. Gene Ontology annotation, molecular function: voltage-gated chloride channel activity.
UCAUGAGAUGAUCAUGGGGGGGAAUGAGAAGAGUAGUAAUAGUUAGCUGGUUGUAGCUGAAGUUAAUGAAGAAUAAUCUCGUGCGUUAGAGCGGCGAGUUUGCAGAGGCCGCCAUCAUGGCGAACAUCACCAAGAAAGUGUCGUGGUCCAGCCGAGGCGACGAGACCGGGGCAGUGUGGGAGGGAACCCCGCUGCUCAACGGCUCCGAGCGGCCCUCACUGUCCAGACAGGACUCUGCGAGUUGGAGACCUAAAGAGAUCCCUCACAACGAGAAGCUGCUGUCGCUUAAAUAUGAGAGUUUGGACUAUGACAACAUUGAAAAUCAGCUGUUUCUGGAAGAGGAGAGGAGGAUGAGUUUCAUGGGUUUCCGCUGUCUUGAGAUCAGUCGCUGGGUGGUCUGCGGUAUGAUUGGCAUUCUGACUGGACUCAUCGCUUGUUUUAUAGAUGUGGUGGUGGAAGAGGUCGCUGGCAUCAAAUACAAAGUGAUUAGAGAGAACAUCGUCCAGUUUACAGAAGCUGGUGGUUUGUCCAUCUCUCUCAUCCUCUGGACCGUCCUCAACUGUGUGUUCGUCAUGGUGGGAGCCAUCAUGGUUGCAUGUGUUGAGCCCAUAGCAGGAGGAAGUGGGAUACCUCAGAUUAAAUGUUACCUAAAUGGAGUCAAGAUUCCCAGGGUGGUCCGACUCAAGACCCUGGUGAUAAAAGUAUUGGGUGUCAUUUGUUCAGUGGUUGGUGGUCUUGCCGUUGGGAAGGAAGGUCCCAUGAUUCAUUCUGGGGCUGUUGUAGCUGCAGGGGUCUCCCAGGGGAGGAGCACCUCUUUAAAGAGAGACUUUAAGAUAUUUGAAUACUUUCGCAGAGACACAGAAAAAAGAGACUUUGUCUCUGCUGGAGCUGCUGCUGGAGUUUCUGCUGCUUUUGGUGCACCUGUUGGGGGCGUUUUGUUCUCUCUUGAAGAAGGAGCUUCUUUCUGGAAUCAGAUGUUGACGUGGAGGAUUUUCUUCGCCUCCAUGAUCUCUACCUUCACUCUGAACUUCUUCCUCAGUAUUUAUCACGGCAAAGCAGGAGAACUUUCCAACCCAGGUCUCAUCAACUUUGGACGCUUCGAGACCGAAACGAUGGGGUAUAACCUCUAUGAGAUUCCCUUGUUCAUUGCCAUGGGAGCGGUUGGUGGUGCAUUGGGCGCUUUAUUCAAUGUCCUCAACUACUGGCUGACCAUCUUCAGGAUCAGAUAUGUGCACAGGCCGUGUUUGCAAGUGAUUGAGGCCAUGUUGGUCGCAGCAGUGACCGCAGCGGUGUCUUUCAUCAUGAUUUAUUUCUCUAAUGACUGUCAGCCUUUGAGGCCAGACCACGCCGAGGAGUAUCCACUGCAGCUGUUUUGUGCAGAUGGAGAGUAUAACUCCAUGGCAACAGCCUUCUUCAACACUCCUGAGAGAAGCGUGCGAAGUCUCUUCCACAACGCACCAGGAACCUACAAUCCUCUGACGCUGGGCUUGUUCACUCUGACCUAUUUCUUCCUGGCGUGUUGGACUUACGGCCUGUCGGUGUCGGCUGGAGUUUUCAUCCCGUCUCUUCUCAUCGGUGCCGCCUGGGGGAGGCUGUGUGGUAUACUGCUCGCCUCUAUAGCGUCAACGGGCUCGAUCUGGGCCGACCCUGGGAAAUACGCCUUGAUCGGAGCUGCAGCUCAGUUAGGUGGCAUUGUAAGAAUGACGCUCAGUUUGACCGUCAUCAUGGUGGAGGCGACGGGAAACGUCACCUACGGACUUCCCAUCAUGCUCGUCCUCAUGACCGCCAAGAUAGUCGGAGACUAUUUUCAAGAAGGUUUGUAUGAUAUUCACAUCAAGCUGCAGAGCGUUCCCUUCCUGCACUGGGAGGCUCCUGCCACCUCCCACUGGCUCACUGCCAGAGAGGUGAUGAGCUCUCCGGUCACAUGUUUGAACAGAGUAGAGAAGGUGGGCACCAUCGUGGACGUCCUCAGCAACACUUCCACCAAUCACAACGGCUUCCCCGUCGUCAUGCAGGUUUCUGAUAAUGAUGAGCCGGCUAAACUCUGCGGCCUCAUCCUGCGCUCGCAGCUCAUCGUCCUCCUCAAGCACAAGGUGUUUGUGGAGCUGGCUCGGUCCCGGCUGACUCAGAGGAAACUCCAGCUCAAAGACUUCAGGGACGCCUACCCCCGUUUCCCCCCGAUCCAGAGCAUCCACGUGUCCCAGGAUGAGCGGGAGUGUAUGAUGGACCUGACGGAGUUCAUGAACGCAACGCCGUACACUGUGCCACAGGACACGUCGCUGCCUCGAGUGUUUAAGCUCUUCAGAGCUCUGGGCCUCAGACACUUGGUGGUGGUAGAUGAUGAAAACAGGGUGGUCGGGCUGGUGACCAGGAAGGACUUGGCCAGAUAUCACCUGGGUAAACACGGGCUUGAGGAGCUUCAGCUGGCUCAGACAUAACACACACACAUGGACUGAGACCGCCCGAUGCCUCAGAGAAAGACCUGAGAGAUCCGUUAUUCUUCAGAGAAUAACAGCUUCCUGUGAAAUGGUUCUGAUUUGUAGUUUCUCCAAGACUGUGUGCCGUUUUUAGAUGUUUCCUCCUUUCCUUUGAUCAUUCCUACAC